Molecule: messenger RNA, 4173 nt
Organism: Yamadazyma jaroonii
Lineage: Eukaryota; Fungi; Ascomycota; Pichiomycetes; Serinales; Debaryomycetaceae
Source: the annotation of a GenBank genome assembly
AUGGAAUAUGGGAGUAAUAAGAGGAAAAAACCUCUAUCUCCUCAGUCCAAUAGUAAGAGGAAACCUAGGAAGACAACAUAUUUUUUCAACCCCAAGAAUCAAUUAACUAAUGAUAAAGUUAAUCAUAGUAAUAACCUGAUCCACGGAGAUACGUCUGUACAAGAUGAUCCUAAGAUAGAAAGUCCUCCAAAGAAAAUCAAUGAUAAACCCCAUGACAUAGAGUUUAACACAUCUAUUACACAAAGUUCAGAUGAUAGUUUCGAAGGAAUAGGUAUAAAAUGGAAGAAAAGUCCUCGAAACCCUAGACUAACACCUAAAAAGCCUAGUCAAAUGUUAUCAUCAUCACCUUUAAAGAACGUUGUAGAAAGAGAUGAUGAUUCACCUGCACUUAUUAAUGAACAAGCUGAACUGAUGUUAGAGAAAUAUGGUUCAGGUUUCCAUAAUAUACUGUCACAAACCCCCAGACCCAAGAAGACCAUUUCUGAUCUAACUGGAGGUAUAAUACGAAAUCCUCCAACUUUACAACGAGCAAAAUCUUUAGGAUCCAACCCUAAGCCUAACAAGUUGAAGAAUUGGUUAGAUAAGUUGGAUUUUAAUCUGUUAGAGAAAGAUUCAGAGAUUCAGGUAGAUUCAGACAUUCAGGUUCCAGGUGAAAAGGAAAGAAAAAAUCAUGAAAGAGGUCAUAGUGUUCCAGAAAUCAACAAUAUAUUCGAAACUUCCAAGUCCUUAGAUAUAAAGCCUGAUUCUUCUGACCCUUUUUCUGAUGAUGAGGAAUUCAUUGCUUCUUUUGCACCAGUUAAAAUCCCUUCUUCUCCAACAAAAGUUUUAAAUAAAACCAUAAUUGAACAACCAGGGAUUAAAUUUGAACAAUCAAAUGAAAUCGAUGAAUUUGAUGAAUUUGAUAUCUCCGAUAAUUUGAAUAAUGUUCAGUUGAAAACCAAAUAUUCAAAUGAUAUUGAAGAAUUAGAGAAUGUUGAAGAUAAUUUCAUCGUUCCUAAUUCCACCAAAUUAUCUUAUUCAAGACCUGACUUGAAAAGGUUUCAAAUCAUAAGCAUUCUUUCUACUUCUUAUAAGAUUAAAGAUAACAAAAGAACUCAAUUGAUUGUUUCUGUUAAAAACAACCAAGACAUUGAAUCAAAAUUGGUAUUGAGAGGUGAGUAUACUACACUUAAUCUUGCUAAAGACGAUAUUAUCAAUGUUAUAGUAACAGAUGAACAGAAUCCACAUUUGGUGGAUGAUGACAGGAAUAUCUUGAUCUGGAAUCCUGAUGUUCUUGUUUCUGCCACUACAGUAUCACAACAAUUGACAUGUCCCAGAAAAUCAGUAUUAACUGACAGAUUCAAGUUUCCUGGCGAAACUAGCUUACCUAUAAUGAUGGGGUAUGUUUUACAUGAGAUCUUCCAAUCAUGUUUCAUGGUUGAUGAUUGGUCAUUGGAGAGAAUGAAUGCCAAAGCUGAAGAAUUGAUUAAAUUUUAUAAAUUAUCAUUCUAUUCGCUCGGUCAAGGUAAGGAUCAGGAAGCUUUACAACAGGUCAAAGAGACUUUACCUUAUUUACCCGAUUGGUUCAAUAAGUAUUAUAAAAAGCCGGCAAGAAACUCGAUUCCUGUCAUAGGAACCAGAGAUGAAGUAUCAUUUGCCAUAAAUAAGGCUUUGGAUAUCGAAGAAAAUAUAUGGUCUCCCAUUUUCGGAGUUAAGGGAAAGGUUGAUGUGACCGUUGAAGCAAGUAUAAAGGGUCAAGAUAAAAAUGGGAAAUAUCUUUUACCAUUGGAAUUCAAAACUGGGAGAGAAUAUUUCUCUCAUCAUGCUCAAUCAUCCUUAUAUUCCUUACUAUUUAAAGAUAGAUAUGAUUUGGAUGUCAAUUCAUUUCUUUUGGUUUACACUAAAGAGAAGAUGAUGAAAAUUGGGAACAUCAGAAGUGCCGAUUUGAGAUCCUUGAUUAAUCUUAGAAAUAGAAUAUCUGAAUACCUCAUGGAAGGAGUCAGAAAGCUACCUGAAGUUAUACGAACCACAUCUAUUUGUCAGAGAUGUGAUGUUCAAGCGGCUUGUAUGACAUUGCAUCUGAUAGUUGAAGAUGGAACUUCAGAAUCAAGUGGAUUACCCGAUGUUUUCCACCAAAUAUCCCUCCCCCUUCAGAAGCAAAUUUAUAAAGAUUUUUAUACUUAUUGGGAUUUAUUGAUUACCAAAGAAGAAAAACUUUUGAAAUCUUUGAAAAAGGAAUUGUGGACAAUGACUUCAAAACAACGUGAGACCCAAAAUGGUAAAGCUCUCUCGAAUCUUGUUAUAUCAGAUAUUAAGGAAACUAACGAGAGUCCUUACAAGUUCCAAUACAGUUUCGAAAGAUCCCCAUCGAGUGAAAUCAAUCAAUCAUUUCAAGCUACUCAACUUACUACACAUAGUAGGAUCAUGAUCAGUGAUGAAAGAGGUCACUUUGCUUUGGCUAAUGGAUUUAUAACUUCAAUCAGACCCGAUAAGGUUGUCGUGGCUGUAGAUAGAAGGGUUGUCAACUCUUCUGUUAGAACCAAGGAUUAUAACAAUACCAACAAUCAAGUGUUCGUGUCAGUAUUGACUAGUGACUCUAAGUUGAAUGAAAUAAAUCAUUCCAAUACAUACAGAUUGGAUAAAGAUGAUAUGUUUCAUGGUAUGGGCUUAGCUAGAUUCAAUCUUUUGAAUUUAUUCAUGCCCGAAGGGGACGCUUUAAGAAGGCAACAGAUCAUCGAUCUCGUUCCACCUAAGUUUAAUGAUGAAAAGGUCGAUAUUCCUUUCGAUAGUCAUUUCAAUCCUGAUCAAACUAAUGCUUUCCGCAAGAUUGUCACUUGUGAGGACUAUGCAUUGAUCUUGGGUAUGCCAGGUACAGGUAAAACUACAUUAAUAGCAUCAGUCAUCAAUUAUUUGGUUAGUCAAGGUAAAUCCAUUUUAUUGGCAUCUUAUACUCAUUCAGCUGUAGAUAACAUAUUACUUAAAGUGAAGAAAUAUAACAUUGACAUUCUUAGAAUCGGACAUCCCUCCAGAGUUCAUCGUGAUAUCCAACAAUAUGUUCCAAAGGAAGAGAACAUCAAUAGUUUUGAAGAUUACCAAGCAUUUUACCAUAAACCAUCAGUGGUAGGUGUCACUUGUCUUGGUAUAAACGACUAUGCAUUCAACAUAAGAACUCAGUUUGAUUAUUGUAUUAUUGAUGAAGCGUCUCAAGUAUCAUUACCAGUCAGUUUGGGACCUUUAAGGUUGGCAGAGAAGUUUGUUUUAGUAGGAGAUCACCAUCAAUUACCACCAUUGGUUCAACACUCCCACCCUAAAGUAAAGAGUGGAUUACUGAGAUCUUUAUUCCAAUACUUGAAUGAUGAAUUCCCUCAUUCUGUUAGUGAGUUGACUUAUCAAUAUAGAAUGUGUGAUGAUAUCAUGCAAUUAUCUAAUGAGAUUGUUUAUGAAGGACGUUUGAAAUGUGGUACAGAAGAAGUAGCUAAUCAAGUAUUAAAGUUAUCUCAUCCUGAUAAUUAUAAGGUUUUAAUUACAGGAGAACGUGACUCCUGGAUGCAAUGGAUAGUCAAAGAACAAAACCGAGUGAUCUUCUUAGAUCAUGAUUUGGUACCGGGAAUGGAAGUAAGUCAUGGAGAAAGGAUUCAAAAUCCUACGGAAGCUUUAUUGAUUUGGCAAAUAGUUGAAGCAUUAACUUUAUGUGGGGUUGAUGAACAUGAUAUCGGGAUUAUGUCACUUUAUAGAGCCCAAUUAUCUAUGUUGACCAAACAAUUUUUAAACAAACCCAACAUCGAAUGUAUGACAGCAGAUCAAUUCCAGGGAAGAGACAAAGAGUGUGUUAUCAUUUCAUUAGUAAGAUCUAAUGAUGAUGGAAAAGUUGGUGAUCUAUUACAGGAAUGGAGAAGAAUCAAUGUUGCUGUAACAAGAUCCAAAUCUAAACUUAUUAUAUUGGGAUCCAAAAAAACUUUAUCCAAUUCCCCUGUACUCAGAAAGUUCAUUGACCUAGUCAUGGAAAAGAAAUGGAUGUACAGAUUACCUCCCAAAGCCACCACAUUCUAUAAAACUUACGAUUCUUUUACUGCAGACGGUGUUAAUAAAACCAUGGGAUCAUCAAGAGCAAAUUCACAAGUUAAACCUUUAACUUCAUCUCGGGCUGUUAAAAACAGCCCCAUAAUUAACGACAUCAUUAAUGACAUAAAAUAG